This is a messenger RNA of Galleria mellonella (greater wax moth), 1984 nucleotides long. RefSeq names its product CCR4-NOT transcription complex subunit 7-like. The record is from RefSeq and is a predicted model, not a curated record. Gene Ontology annotation, molecular function: nucleic acid binding; poly(A)-specific ribonuclease activity. Bases 315 to 1184 code for a protein of 289 amino acids. NCBI's taxonomy places the organism in Eukaryota, Metazoa, Arthropoda, Insecta, Lepidoptera, Pyralidae. The transcript has 8 exons. Gene Ontology annotation, cellular component: CCR4-NOT core complex; P-body; CCR4-NOT complex.
AUACAAGUCAAAAAUAAACUGCCUUUUUGAUUGAAUGAUUUUUUUAAGUGAAUUUUAAUUUAUCGGAUUGUGUCAUAAUUUCAUUGCAAAUUCAAAUCAAUUAAUAAAAUAAUAAAUGUGUAAUUGUAUAAUAAAUAUUUUUUGUCUUGUUUUAUGUUAUAAAAUAUAAAUUUAUACCAAUUCAUUUGAGCGAACUUUUAUCAAUAUUCCUUUUGUUAUUUUCAUUUUGAAAAUUUACUAGCAAGUUUUUAAAAAAAUACCAUAUUUAAGGAUACAUCACAAGAAUAUUGUUUUUAACUACAUAGUUACUAAAGAUGCCUGCUGCUAGUUUUGGUUCUUUAGUAGCAAAUGUAAUUAAAGAAGAUUGCUCUAUAAAAAAUGUAUGGAAUCAUAACUUGCAUGAAGAGUUUCAUGUUAUCAGACAGAUUGUCCAGAAAUAUCAUUGGGUAGCAAUGGAUACAGAAUUUCCAGGAGUAGUGGCGCGUCCUAUUGGAGAGUUCAGAUCCACUGCAGAUUAUCAAUACCAACUACUAAGAUGCAAUGUGGAUUUAUUAAGGAUAAUCCAAUUAGGUUUAACAUUCAUGGAUGAAAAUGGCAAGACACCCCCUGGCUGUACUACCUGGCAGUUCAAUUUUAAAUUUAACUUACAAGAAGACAUGUAUGCCCAGGAUUCAAUAGAUUUGCUACAAAACUCAGGACUACAAUUCAGAGAGCAUGAAGAACAUGGCAUUGAACCUCUCGAGUUUGCUGAAUUACUUAUGUCUUCAGGUAUUGUGUUAAUGGAUAACAUCAAUUGGCUGAGUUUCCACUCUGGAUAUGACUUUGGUUACUUACUGAAACUUCUUACAGACCAGAACUUACCACAAGAAGAAAAUGAUUUCUUUGAUAACCUUAGACUAUACUUCCCCACUGUAUAUGAUGUCAAAUACCUAAUGAAGUUAUGCAAGAACCUAAAAGGUGGGCUGCAAGAGGUGGCAGACCAGCUUGAACUGCGACGCGUAGGGCCACAGCAUCAAGCCGGCUCCGACUCUCAUCUCACGGGAAUGGCUUUCUUCAAAAUUAAAGAAAUAUUUUUUGAUGGUAACAUUGAGAGCACCAGUGGACACCUGUAUGGAUUGGGAGCUCCUUUUUCAACAAAUGUCAAUAAUUUCCAAGAAAACAGUGAAAAUGGCAGUUCAUCUUGAUCAGGAGAUUCGGUGUGUGUGACCAGCCUCACACCACAACCGCGUAUUUUCCAUAUCUCAGAAUGAAUUGGUGAAUGUUCUGUAAUUGUUUUCUUAAAUUAAAUAAUUUAAUUUAUUUAAGAGGCAGUGACUUCAAAAAUAUUGUACAUACAACGCUUAAUAAAGAAGUGAACUUAUAAAUGUUUAAGUGGAGUAACAUAAAUAUUCACUAAGUAGAAAUUUUAUUUAAUUGAUUUAAAUGUUAUUAUUAAUAUUUUAUAUUGUUCAUAAAUAGCAAACUGCAAUGUAGUCACGUGUACAUAAGCUUUUCAGGAUGCAUUGCGUUCCGGUUUUAUUUCAAUAAUAAAAGGUUUCUAUAUCUAAUAAAUAAAUCUGUAUUUCUUUUAUAUACUUACUGUCUAGAUUAUUCUGUAUAACGAAUCACUUUUAGCAAUGUUAAUGAAUAUUAAAGUCGUUCUAAAAUAAAUUCAAUUACAUCCAUCAUUUUGCCGUUUUGUGAUUGUACUGUAGAUUUUUUUUAAUAAUGACAUAUUUUAUGAAACAUUGCUUCUAACUUUAGUGUAUGAAUAUAUUUGCUGAAUGUAAUGCAAAAAAUAAUUCUAUCCAAUCUAGUUGGAUCAAGAUGCUAAGAUAAAGAAAUAUCAUGAAACAAGUAAAACGACAAUAAGUACAUCACAGUCUAUAUAAUGUACAAAUAUUUUCUUUAUCUUUGCAUCCGAAUAUAGAAAAAUUAUAAUUCAAUGUAACUAUUGAUUCACGACAUAAAUAAUAUUCGAAAUAAUAAAUUUUGUAUUUGCUUA